AAAUUGUGUCUUUUUCUUUGCAUUUUGAAUCCUCCCUUUCCAUUAUCCAACGUUCCUAAUUUGUUUCUUCUGUCUUCCUCUUUUUCUGUUGUACAGGAUUUUGCCUUCCUUUCAAGCAUUUGCUGUUAAAAAAAGAUCUGAUUUUUUCCCCUUCUUUCUGUACAAAUCAUUUUGUGUUUCAAGAAUCUGAUGCCCCAGAAAUGGGAUUUUUCUAAAAAGCUCAAAUACCCAUUCCUUUUAAGGCCCUGGAUUUUCUCAUUUUGUCUGGAAAGUUGACCGUUUGUGUUCUUACAUCUAUUUUCCCAUACCCUUUUGAUUAAUCUUUGAAACUCCCACACACACACAAAAAAUGUUUGGAACCCAAAAUAGAAAAGAUUUGGCCUUUGAAUACCAAUCUCAAAUUCAGAUUUUGAGGCCAAGUAUUCAUUCCAGAAGGGCAAAUAUAACUGUUAAAUUCCAAGAUCUAUAUGGGUUCACAGUUGAAGGCAAUGUUGAUGAUGUAAAUGUGUUGAAUGAGGUUAGGGAGAAGGUUAGGGAACAGGGUAGGGUGUGGUGGGCAUUAGAAGCUAGCAAAGGUGCAAAUUGGUAUUUGCAAACACAAGUUACAUCAACCCUUAAAACUUCCCUUAAACUUUCUACUUUGGUGAAUGCAAUUACUCUCAAGAAACUAAUUAGGAAAGGAAUCCCACCUGUGUUGAGGCCUAAGGUGUGGUUUUCACUAUCAGGUGCAGCUAAGAAGAAAUCAACCGUUCCGGAAAGUUAUUACCAAGAUAUGACCAUGGCUGUUGAGGAUAAGGUCACACCUGCAACCAAACAGAUUGAUCAUGACCUUCCACGAACUUUUCCUGGUCAUCCCUGGUUGGACACUUCUGAGGGUCAUGCUGCUCUUAGGCGAGUUCUCGUCGCCUAUUCUUUCCGAGAUUCUGAUGUUGGCUAUUGCCAGGGAUUGAACUAUGUUGCAGCAUUAUUGUUGCUCGUGCUGAAAACUGAAGAAGAUGCUUUCUGGAUGCUUGCUGUCCUUUUAGAGAAUGUCCUGGUUAGUGAUUGUUAUACUAAUAACUUGUCCGGAUGCCAUGUUGAACAAAGAGUGUUCAAGGACCUAUUAACCAAAAAAUGUCCAAGGUUAGCAGCUCAUUUGGAUUCUCUAGAAUUUGAUGUUUCUCUUGUUUGCACUGAGUGGUUUCUCUGCCUUUUCUCCAAAAGUUUGCCUUCUGAGACAACCUUGCGAGUCUGGGAUGUCCUCUUCUUUGAAGGUGCUAAGGUUCUAUUUCAUGUAGCAUUGGCAAUUUUCAAGAUGAACGAAGAGAAGUUGCUGGUAGCACAUCAUGUCGGGGAUGUAAUUAGUAUCAUACAGAGAAGCACUCAUCACCUUUUUGAUCCUGAUGAGUUGUUGACGGUUGCUUUUGAUAAAGUUGGCUCUAUGACAACGACUACUAUAUCUAAACAGAGGAAAAAGCAAGAACCGGCUGUAAUGGCAGAGCUCGACCAGAGAUCAAGACGACUAAAUUCUGUAUUUCCAGAUGAAAAACUGUAGUUUUUACGAGGAAACCUAGUAAUUGUAGCAUAUGUAUAAUGUAUCCGUGUCAGGGCAUGCUGCCCUUGCUAGGAGAUCAACCUUUUGCUGUAAAGACUGCGGCUUGGAGAGAGAGUAUGCUUGUUUAUUAAGUUGUAGGUGUUACAGAAGUGUAAAUGUAGUCUGAAAAUAUUGCUGUAAUUUAGUUAUCCUUUAUUCUUUUC
This is a messenger RNA of Solanum dulcamara, 1737 nucleotides long. RefSeq lists its product as uncharacterized. Lineage: Eukaryota; Viridiplantae; Streptophyta; Magnoliopsida; Solanales; Solanaceae. The transcript has 7 exons. The coding region runs from base 350 to 1534 and encodes 394 amino acids. The record is from RefSeq and is a predicted model, not a curated record.